GACUGGGCGCGUUUUCCUCUUUGCGGCAGCUCUGGCCAUACUGUCCAGGCACCUUCCGACCACAUUUGCUGGGACGUGUCCAAGGCCCCGACAGCUGAAUGUUCUGGUUGCUGCAGACCAGCGAAAAGGCUCCGUCGGAGGCUCCGGGAGCGCAGAUGCAGAGCCCGAGCAGGCCAUGGUGCUAGAGGAAGAGUUCAAGAGGGGUGAGACCCUGGAACAUGAAUUUCAGCGAGUGCUCGAGGCACGGGCCAAAGGAAGUGACAUCAAGCGCGAGCCAGGCCUGGAAGCCAAGAGCGAUUUUGAGAUCGCGGUGCGGGGUGGUGUCCGCUGGGCUGGAGAACUCUUCUCUGGCAUUGACUUCAGCAACGGAGUUACAUGGGUGUGCCUGCCACGACCAAUGCCCAAGAAUUGCAAGCGUGGCAAGCAUGCGCAUGAAAGCCCUUGA
This is a messenger RNA of Symbiodinium necroappetens, 445 nucleotides long. The record is from the annotation of a GenBank genome assembly. Lineage: Eukaryota; Dinophyceae; Suessiales; Symbiodiniaceae.